Megalops cyprinoides (Indo-Pacific tarpon) is the source of this 7785-nucleotide messenger RNA. RefSeq names its product titin-like. Bases 1 to 7158 code for a protein of 2385 amino acids. Lineage: Eukaryota; Metazoa; Chordata; Actinopteri; Elopiformes; Megalopidae. The transcript has 3 exons. Gene Ontology annotation, molecular function: protein binding. The record is from RefSeq and is a predicted model, not a curated record.
AUGGCAAACUUGAUGAAUGAUGCUGGAAAAUACACCUUGAGUUGGGAAAACAGCAGCGGUGCCAAGUCUGCAUUUGAAUCAGUGAAAGUAUUGGACACACCGGGGGCACCCCUGAACCUUGCAGUGAAAGAUAUCAAGAAAGACGCUGUUGUAUGGGAGCCACCACUGUUUGAUGGUGGUGCAAAGAUCAAGAAUGAUAUAGUUGAUAAGCGUGAAUCACCCAGAAAAGCUUACUCUAAUCGUACUACUAAGUGCACCACAACAAGCUUCAGGGUGGGAAAUCUCACUGAAGGGGCUAUCUAUUAUUUCAGAGUUAUGGCUGACAAUGCAUGUGGAGUUGGCCUUCCUGUUGAAACAAUAGAUGCUGUGAAGACAUCUGAGGUUCCUCUGUCAGUAGGAAAGGUAACUUUGACUGAUGUGACUAAAUCCACUGCCACGCUGGCAUGGGAAAAACCAGAUCAUGAUGGUGGAAGCAGGAUUAUGGGUUACCUCAUUGAAAUGCAGCCCAAAGGAACAGAUACAUGGGUUGUAGCAACAACAACAAAGACAUGUGAAGGUACUGUAAGUGGACUAAGUGCUGGACAAGAAUAUCUUUUCCGCAUUGUAGCUUUCAAUGAGAAAGGCAACAGUGACCCAAGGCCAUUAGCUGCCCCUGUUAUUGCCAAAGAUGUGACAAUUCAGCCCAGCUUCAAAAUGACCUUCAGCACCUAUAGUAUCAAAUCUGGUGAAGAUCUAAAAAUAGAAAUUCCAGUAAUUGGCUGUCCAAAAGUUACUUGGAAUAAAGAUGGACAAGCAUUGAAAGAGACAACACGAGUGAAUGUUUCGAGUACAGCAUCCUCAACAGUUCUUCGUAUUAAAGAAGCUACCAGAGAUGACUCUGGCAAGUACACAGUAACUGCUACAAACAGCGCUGGUUCAGUAACAGAAGAAAUUGGAAUUAUAAUCCUUGAAAAGCCAGGUCCACCAACUGGCCCUGUGAAAAUUGAUGAAGUAAGUGCUAACUUUGUCACCAUCUCAUGGGAACCACCAGUAUACACAGGGGGUUGUCAGAUAAAUAAUUAUAUUGUUGAAAAACGUGACACAACUACCACAAACUGGCAGAUCGUGUCUGCAACCAUUGCAAGAACAACUAUCAAAAUUACCAAACUGAAAACAGGAUCUGAAUAUAAGUUCAGAGUCUUUGCUGAAAACAGAUAUGGAGUGAGUACCUCUUUGGACUCUGCACCUGUUCUUGUGCAGUAUCCUUUCCAAGAACCUGGACCACCUGGGACACCAGUUGCCACAUCAGUAACAAAAGGCCACAUGGUUAUUGAGUGGAAACCACCAAUUAACAAUGGUGGGAGUCCAGUUACUGGUUACCAUCUUGAACGGAAAGAAAAGAACAGCAUUCUGUGGACCAAGCUGAACAGGCGUAUUAUUCCUGACACUCGAUUUAAGUCAAAUAAUCUUGAGGAAGGCAUUAAAUAUGAAUACAGAGUCUAUGCCGAAAACAUUGUUGGCAUUGGUGUAUCAAGCAAGGUUUCAGAGUGCAUUGUAGCUCGUGAUCCAUGUGAUGCACCUGGUGCCCCUGAGGCUAUUGUUAUCACCAGAAACCACAUCACACUUCAGUGGACCAAACCACAAUAUGAUGGUGGCAGUACAAUCACUGGGUAUAUUGUGGAAACAAAGAAGCUACCUGAUAACCAAUGGAUGAAGGCCAGCUUUACUAAUAUAAUGGAGACUGAAUUUACAGUCACAGGCUUAACACAAGGCCAAAGGUAUGAGUUCAGAGUAAUUGCAAGGAAUGCAGCCGGUAUUUUCAGUGAGCCCUCUGAAAGCACUGGACCAAUUACUGCAAGAGAUGAAAUUGAACCCCCCACUGCCUCAAUGGAUUCAAAGUACAAGGAUAUUGUUGUUGUUAAUGCUGGGGAAACCUUUGUCAUUGAUGCUGACAUCUCUGGAAAACCAGUGCCUGAUGUCGUAUGGUUAAAGGAUGGAAAAGAAAUUGAUAAGGCUACUCCAAGGAUGGAAGUCAAAACCACCCUCCAACGCACAGUGCUUACAGUUAAGGACUGCAUCCGAGUAGAUGGUGGGCACUAUACCCUGAGUCUCAGCAAUGUAGGUGGAACAAAAACCGUACCAAUCACUGUGAAGGUUCUUGAUAGACCUGGUCCACCUGAUGGUCCACUCAAAGUGACCGGUGUCACUGCUGAGAAGUGUUAUCUGGCCUGGGGCCAUCCUUCACAUGAUGGUGGUGCUAGUAUUUCUCACUAUAUAAUUGAAAAGAGAGAAACCAGUCGAUUGUCUUGGACUGUUGUUGAACCCAAAAUUCAAGAUGUUAGCUACAAAGUGACCAAACUCCUAUCUGGCAACGAGUACAUUUUCAGAGUCAUGGCAGUGAACAAAUAUGGCAUAGGUGAGCCACUUGAAUCCGAACCGGUGAUAGCACGCAAUCCAUUCAAACCACCAGGUGCUCCUUCAGUGCCAGAAGCAAGUGCCAUAACAAGGGAUUCUAUGGUUCUAACAUGGGACCGGCCAGAAGAUAAUGGUGGGUCAGAAAUUGAUAGCUACAUCCUUGAGAAACGUGACAAAGAAGGCAUUAGAUGGACUAAAUGCAACAAGAAGAGAUUGAAUGAUUUGCGAUUUAGAGUGACUGGGCUCACAGAGGGACAUUUUUAUGAGUUCCGUGUCUCUGCUGAAAAUGCUGCUGGUGUGGGACAACCAAGUGCUGCUUCAGAAUUUUAUAAAGCUUGUGAUGCCACGUAUCCCCCUGGUCCACCAAACAAUCCUAAAGUGACUGACCACUCAAGCACAACUGUAUCAUUAGCCUGGAGUAAGCCCAUUUAUGAUGGUGGUGCAGAAAUAAAGGGAUACGUUGUUGAGAUGAAGGAAGCUUCUGAAGAUGAAUGGACUACAUGCACACCCCCAACUGGUGUCCAGGAAACACACUAUACUGUGAAAAGACUAAAGGAAAAUGCAGAAUAUAACUUCCGCAUCUGUGCUAUCAAUGUGGAAGGUGUAGGAGAGCAUGCUGACAUAACUGGCUCUGUGAUUGCAGCUGAAAAACUUGAAGCACCAGAAAUUGAACUCGAUGCAGAUCUUAGGAAAGUUGUCUCUGUGCGUGCAAGUGGAACACUUCGCCUCUUUGUCACAAUCAGAGGAAGACCGGAACCUGAAGUAAAAUGGACAAAAGCAGAUGGUCCUUUGGCUGAGCGUGCACAAAUUGAAGCCACAAGUUCAUCCACUAUGCUCGUCAUUGACAAUGUCACUAGAUUUGACAGUGGAAAAUAUGUUUUGACUCUUAAAAAUAUCAGUGGAACAAAAUCAGCUUUUGUCAAUGUUAGAGUGCUGGACUCACCAAGUGCCCCUAUUAACUUUCAAGUAAAGGAUGUAAAGAGAGAUUCAGUAAUACUUUCUUGGGAACCUCCUCUCAUUGAUGGUGGAGCCAAAAUAACCCACUACAUUGUGGAGAAACGAGAAUCUGCAAGAAUGGCAUAUACCACUGUAACAAAUAACUGCAUAAGGAAUUCAUUCAGGGUUGAUGAGUUACAGGAGGGAGGUAUUUACUACUUCCGUGUUUUAGCUGUAAAUGAACAUGGUGUUGGUUUACCAGCAGAAACUACAGAACCAACAAAGGUUUCUCAGGCUCCUUUGUCACCUGGCAAAGUUACACUUGUAGAUGUGACUCGUAAGACUGUAACCCUCUCUUGGGAGAAGCCUGAUCAUGAUGGUGGCAGCAAGAUCACAGGCUACACAGUAGAGAUGCAAACUAAAGGAAGUGACAAGUGGACUGUGUGUACAACAGUAAAAGCACUUGAAGCCACUAUUGAUGGCCUCACACCAGGUGAAGAAUACUCCUUCAGAAUCGUUGCUGUGAAUGACAAAGGCAAAAGUGACCCCAAACCACUUGGUACACCUGUGAUUGUGAAGGACAUUCAAAUUCAACCUACUAUUGAUUUGCUGUUUAACACAUACAGUGUUAAAGCUCGAGAUGAUCUCAAAAUUGAUGUUCCAUUUAGGGGCAGACCUGAACCUGAGGUUUCAUGGAAGAAAGGUGGUCAUUCUUUAAAGCAGACAACAAGAGUAAAUGUUCUGACAACCAAAACUUCAUCCAAAAUGACCAUCAAAGAUGCUACUAGAGAAGAUGCUGGAAAAUAUGAAAUCACACUAACAAAUGCAUUAGGCACCAAGACAGCUGAAAUUUCUGUUAUUGUCCUUGACAAACCAGGCCCGCCAGGUGCAAUCAAAAUAGAUGAAGUAAGUGCUGAUAGUGUAGCAUUAUCAUGGGAUCCACCAGAGUAUGAUGGAGGAUGCCAAAUCAACAAUUAUAUUGUUGAGAAGAGAGAUACUACCACCACAAAUUGGCAAAUUGUUUCAGCCACAGUUGCAAGGACAUCAAUUAAAGUUUCCCGCUUGACACAAGGUUCAGAAUAUCAAUUCAGAAUUUCAGCUGAAAACCGUUAUGGCAAGAGCCAUUCUGUAGAUUCUCCAUUAGUUGUUGCACAGUAUCCAUUCAUGCCACCAGGCCCACCUACUAAAGUUCAUGUUGCCACCGCAACCAAAACAUACAUGCUCGUCAAAUGGAACAUACCUGGUAGUGAUGGAGGCAGUGCAGUUCUUGGAUAUCACCUAGAAUGUAAAGAACCCAGCAGCAUUCUUUGGACAAAAGUUAACAGAGGCCUCAUUACUGAUACACAGUUCAAAAUGACUGGAAUUGAAGAGGGCUUGCUCUAUGAGUACCGUGUCUAUGCAGAAAACAUUGCUGGCAUCGGGAAAUGUAGCAAAGCCAGUGAGCCUGUAGCUGCAAGAGAUCCAUGUGAUCCUCCAGGUCAACCCACAGUCACAAACAUCACUAGAACAUCUGUUUCUCUGUCUUGGACCAAGCCAGAGUAUGAUGGUGGAGCUAUGGUGACAGGUUACAUAAUUGAACGCAGGGAACUUCCAGAUGGUUGUUGGCUGAAGUGUAAUUUCACGAAUGUCCAAGAAACAUACUUUGAUAUCACAGGCCUUACAGAAGAUCAGCGUUAUGAUUUCCAUGUCAUUGCCAAGAAUGCUGCUGGAUUACUUAGCGAACCAUCUGAAGGCACAGGACCUGUCACAGUAAAAGGUGAUGUUGAUACACCAUGUAUCACAAUGGAUGACAAGUACAGACAAUUAGUAGUAGUGAAAGCUGGAGAUGUGUUGAAAAUCACUGCAGAUAUUGCUGGGCGACCUCGUCCAGUUGUUUCAUGGGCAAAGGAUGGUAAGGAAAUAGAGGCUAAAGCUAGAGUUGAGAUCUGCUCAACAGACACCAGUACCACAAUCACUGUUAAAGACAGCAUCAGAAAAGACUCUGGACAGUAUGUUUUGACUUUACAGAAUGUAGCUGGAACAAGAUCAUUGGCGGUAAACUGUAAGGUCCUUGACAUGCCAGGACCAUCAGCUGGACCACUGGAGGUAACUGGCCUUACAGCAGAAAAAUGUGCAUUGACUUGGGGACCUCCUCAAGAAAAUGGUGGCGCAGAAAUCUCCCACUAUAUUGUUGAGAAACGUGAAACAAGCCGUCUUGCCUGGACACGGGUAUACGGAGACAUGAAAGCUACAACAUGCAAAGUUACUAAACUCCUCAAAGGGAAUGAGUAUAUAUUUAGAGUUUUGGCUGUAAAUAAAUAUGGAGUUGGUGAAGCUCUUGAGAGUGAUCCUGUCAAAGCCGUGGAUCCAUUCACCGUCCCAGGUGCACCCACAAAUGUUGAAGUUACCAGUGUAACGAGUGAAGCAAUGACAAUCUGCUGGGAAAGGCCUGUCUCUGAUGGAGGUAGUGAGAUUUGUGGUUACGUCAUUGAAAAACGUGAGAAGACAGGUCUCCGCUGGGUUCGUGUGAACAAAAAGCCUGUGUAUGACCUCAGGGUUAAAGCAUCCAAUCUCCGUGAAGGAUGUGAGUACGAGUACCGUGUUUAUGCAGAAAAUGCUGCUGGUUUGAGUCGUCCAAGUGAACCUUGCCCUCUAACUAAAGCUGAGGACCCACAAUUCCUACCAUCGCCACCUGCUAAACCAAAGAUUAUUGAUUCAACAAAGAGCACGAUCACUCUCAGCUGGAACAAACCAUUGUUUGAUGGUGGAGCCCCUGUCACUGGAUACUGUGUGGAGUACAGGAAAAGUAAUGAUGAUGACUGGGUGGUGGCUGUUCAGAACACAAAGAACACUGAGUUCACAGUUGUUGGACUUACAUCCGGAGCAGAAUAUGUGUUUGUAGUUAAAUCAGUCAACAAGAUUGGUCCUAGUGACCCAAGCCCUGAAUCUGACCCACAGAUUGCAAAGGAACGAGAAGAAAAGCCAGUUUUUGAGAUAAGCAAUGAAAUGCGCAAGACACUUAUUAUCAAGGAUGGUAGCUCAUUUAACCUGACUGUACCAUUCAGGGGAAAACCAGUGCCAAAUGUGAUGUGGAAUAAAGCUGAUGUAGAUCUUCGAGUAAGAGCAAGCAUUGACACAACUGAUACUUCCACAUCAAUAACAGUGGAACAAGCAACAAGAGAUGACUCUGGAAAGUACACUGUGACAUUACAGAAUGUUGCAGGAACAUCAGCUCUGACACUAGUAGUUAAGGUCCUUGAUUCUCCUGGGCCACCUGCUCAUGUUGACGUUAAGGAUGUCACCAAGAACUCUGCAACAGUGACAUGGGAUACACCAGAAAAUGAAGGGGGUGCCCCUGUGAAGAACUACCUUGUUGAUCUACGUGAAGCUAGCAAAAAGGGAUGGACAAGAAUCACAAGCAACUGCCACCGUUUGACCUACAAAAUGACUGAUCUACAAGAGGGAGGAGUUUACUACUUCAGAGUUACUGGUGAAAAUGAAUAUGGAAUUGGUGUGCCAGCAGAGACUAAGGAAGGAACUAAGAUCACAGAAAAACCAAGUCCACCUGCAAAGCUUGGAGUAACUGAUGUCACAAAGGACAGUGUCUCACUGGCAUGGAGUAAACCAGAGCAUGAUGGAGGUAGCAGAGUCAAAAGCUACCUGAUUGAGGCUCUUGAAAAGGGCCAACAGAAGUGGGUGAAGUGUGGCACAGUCAAAACCACCCAUUUUGUUGUUAGUGGCCUGAGGGAAAAUGGUGAAUACUUCUUCAGAGUCUGUGCUGAAAACUAUGCUGGUCUCAGUGAUCCCAAAGAAAUGGUUCUUCCUGUGGUUGUUAGACCGACUUGGUAAGUUAAUGUUUAUAAUCAAUGUGUAUUACUGUUAUUAUUGUUGUUGUUCCUAUUGUGUUGGCGGCAUCCACCAGAUAUUAAUCAUUUGCUUUUCAAUUUACAGAAUCCUUGAGAUUUACAUGAAGAGUUUGGGGAUUAGAGAUUCCUAAUCCAGUUCAAGAUGUGGACAGACUUACAUCACCAUAAAUUGACAUUCAUGCAAGCUUUAAACAAACACACAUUGUGAAAAAUGGAGGCACUGUCUGUCUUCAUAUUGCCUUCCAGGGAAAAACGGCUCAUCUUGCUACCUGGACUAAAGCAGAUGGAGAAUUGAGUGUAAUGGUCGAUAUUAAUACUACAAAAACAUUCAAUACCCUAACCAUUGAGAACAUUACAUUACAUUACAUCAUUCAGCAGAUGCUCUUACUCAGAGCGACUUACAAAUGAGUGCAUCACUUUGCUAAGAGUAGACAUCGUAAGGUAUUACAAGAGGUCAGUAAGAUACAAAGUUAAGUGCUAGGCUUGUGUGGAGAUUUUUUUUUGUGAAAAUGGUAAUCGAUAGGAUAUAUAGACAUAGAUGGGGGAAGGUAGAUUAUAUUAAUACUACAGAAACAUUCGGUACCCUAACCAUUGAGAACUGUACCAGAUA